GAUUGUCAGAGGAUAAAUAAGCAUUAUUUUUCCAUAAAUAUAGAAAAGGCAAUUUUUAUUCUAAAUUCCAAUAAAUUGACCAGAUUCUGGGGCUGUGGAACUUCCCGAGGGUUACAGAGAAUCACACAAUAAAGUAAAAUUGUGCAAAGUAAUAAUGCCUGGUGAAGAAACAAAGGCAGCAGAGGGAACAUCACCUAACCCUGGUAAGAAACUCGUCCAGACGCGGUUACCCUUUAAGAUUCUCAGUCCUGGGGUGGGCAAUAAGGCUGAGGGGACUCCCAAGAGGAAGCUCUCAUCUCCGGCAUUGGAUGAUCGUGCCAUUAAGGUGCUCAAAACCAACGAGGAGAAUGAUUCUGAACAAAUGGAUGACACCUCUGAAUUCUCCAAUCCGGAUGCAAUUAUUGUAAUUCACGAUGAGGAUUCCCUCGAGAAGGAUGCUCGGAACAAUGACAUCACUUCUUCCAAAGAUGACACGGAGAAAUCUCCCAAAGCUGGAGAAGAGAAGGAAGAUGAGAAUGAUGACAAAGGGAUCCGGAUUAAAUUUCCUUUCAUUAAGAAGGCAAAAGGGGAAGCGAAGCAGGAAGAGCCGAAGAAAUCCAAGGAAAAGGAUGCUGUGAAGGGGAAAAGGAAAAGAUCCCGAAAGGAAGAGAAGGUUGAAGAUUCAGGAGCCAAGAAUGUGGAAGUAGAUGACAAAGAGAAGCUGCCGGAAGAAGCUUCCAAGGUUGAAUGUAAAGAAGAAUCCACCAGCAAUGGAGAUUCUACGGAAAGUCCCGUGAAAACUUUAGACUAUCAAUCACCUGAGAAGCCACAGGAGGAGAUUGUGGAAGAACCAGCAGCAGAGGUGGUUGAAGUAUCCACAGAUGAUGACAAGGAUUCCGGAAAGGAUGACUCUGAAGAGGAUCUGGAAGAGCAAAAGAGCCAAGAUGAAAUAAACAUGAUUUGCGAAGAAAAAUUGAGUAGAUCUUCAGAUGGGGACAAUCAAUCAUCCGCCGUGGAGACACCGCCACGAAAGAAAGCCAAGGAAUGCAGCACCCCAUUAAAUUCCAAGGAUCCCGAGAAGAAGCUCACCCCGAGGCAAUUGGAGAAGAAGCAGGAGAUGGAGAAACGCCGGGAAGAGAGAUUAGCUGAGAAGUUGAAUCGCAAAAAGAAGCUGGAAGAAGAGAAGGAGCAAAAGCGCAAGGAGAAGGAGGAAAAGGAAGAGCAAAAGCGCAAGGAGAGGGAAGAAAAAGAGGAACAGAAGCGCAAGGAAAGGGAUGAGAAGGAGCGGAAGCGCUUGGCUGAGAUUGAGGCAAAAAAUGAAGAGAAGCGCCUGAAGGAGGAGGAGAGGCGUCAGAAGGAAGAGGAAAAGCGCCAGAAGGAAGAGGAGAAGCGUCAGAAGGAGGAAGAAAAGAAGAAGAAGGAAGACGAGAAAAAGGAAGCAGCCAAGAGAGCUUCGGAUCACUUCAAAAAAUUCUUCAUGCUUAAAUCGAAACCCUCAUCCGGGGUUUCAUCCAUUGAUAGCGACAAGGAGAACUCAUCGGAUGACAUGAAGUCUUCUGAACCGAGAUUUAUGCCCUUCUGCGUAAAGCCAGACAUGCGAUUAGCUCCAAAUACUCGGCGAAACUUGAAGGAAGAUCAGAAAUCUUACUUAGAUCGCGUGCUCAAUGAAACUCCUGUCCAGCAGGAAGAGGAAUUGUAUUUAAAGAAUCUCCGGGAACGUAAUCCAAUGAAGAGUGGAAGUACCUGGCCACAGGAGGAUGAUUCAGACAAUGAAAUCGUUUUAAUUGACAAUGAAGGUCAGAAGAUUGAGGAAAUUAAGCCAACGAUCAAGUAUCGCGUAAAGUUCCUGUCUUUCCAUGAGAAUCAACGUCCCCCCUACUAUGGCACGUGGCGGAAGAAGAGCUCCAAGCUAGGCCCAAGGAAUCCCUUUGGAAAGGACGAAAAACUCUUUGACUACGAAGUUGAUUCAGAUGAUGAGUGGGAGGAGGAAGAACCUGGAGAGUCCCUCCAUGGAAGUGAUGAUGAGAAGGAUAAGGAAUCUGAGGAUGAUUACGAGGUGGACAAUGACUUUUUCGUCCCUCACGGGCAUCUGAGUGACGAAGAGCUGCAGAAUGAGGAUGAAGUUGACGAAGAUAAUUCUCCGGAGAUGCAAAAGGCAAAGCUGAAGCUGCUGCAGCAGGAAUUUGCGGAUGAGAUGAAGAAGAAGACGGAAAAGCUAAAGCCACGACUGAUUGGAUGUAUUUGGCAGAGUGAGAGCGGAGAGAAGCCCGAUUCGUGCUCUGAGGUGAUCUGGAGACUCCUCUCAGUCAGCAAGAUGCUCUUCAGUGGACCAAUUGUAAUUAAGGAAAGUGAGAGUGCUGCAGGAUCACCCAGUAGAGAUGAAGUUGCUCCUGAGAGUGCCAAGAAGCGCAAGAAACUCCACGAGGAGGAUGUGAAGAAUUUCAUCCGGCUGGUCCAUGGGAAUUGCCACAAUGGUCGCUUCCUGGUGGAGGAAUUCCAGGCAACACGUGCCAAGAAUGCCGACACGCCCGAAGUCACGAAGAUGAGCCUCAAGCGGAAACUACGAGAGAUUGCAGAUUGGCGUGCUUGUCCAGAAGCUGGUGCUAUGCAGGGAAAAAUGUGCUGGUACGUGCCACCAGAUGUGCGUGAAAAGUACCAAUUGCAGGAUGUAACCCUGCCAAAUACGUGGAAGUACACCCUGACACCGAAAAGAGUAGAAGAACCGGCUGUUCAGCCACCUCCUCCACCUCCAAGCGACGUCAAGAAGAAUACCCUGCCAGAGCAGGAGAAGCCACCGGCAAAGAAGCGCGUGGCUCUGCUAAUGUCCGUUCCCCGUGGUCAACCAUUCUCACCCUCAACGAAGACUAAGCUCAUCAGUCAGUUCAUGAAGAAGACAAAUCCCGCGGAGAAGCCACCACCAAUUGAAAAGCAAAAUCCGGCCAAGGAAGCUGAUCCAGCACCUCCGGCAGAGAUCAUUGAAAUCGAUUAGAAAUAUUCCCAUUUUAUUACGUUUGUUGUAGAAUAUUUUUUCCAGCAUUGAGGAGAAAUUAAUCUUUCGCAUUUUAAUAAAUAAAUUAUGCAAUUAUACAGAAGAAAAA
Lutzomyia longipalpis is the source of this 3077-nucleotide messenger RNA. RefSeq names its product chromatin assembly factor 1 subunit A (gene Caf1-180). Gene Ontology annotation, biological process: nucleosome assembly. Gene Ontology annotation, cellular component: nucleus; CAF-1 complex. The record is from RefSeq and is a predicted model, not a curated record. The transcript is spliced from 3 exons. Lineage: Eukaryota; Metazoa; Arthropoda; Insecta; Diptera; Psychodidae. The coding region runs from base 155 to 2968 and encodes 937 amino acids.